This is a messenger RNA of Rhododendron vialii, 675 nucleotides long. Its product is annotated as ankyrin repeat-containing protein BDA1-like. Gene Ontology annotation, molecular function: protein binding. Bases 1 to 675 code for a protein of 224 amino acids. NCBI's taxonomy places the organism in Eukaryota, Viridiplantae, Streptophyta, Magnoliopsida, Ericales, Ericaceae. The record is from RefSeq and is a predicted model, not a curated record. The transcript has 2 exons.
AUGAACGAGAGAGAAGACAUGGGGAGAAGGCUCUAUGAAGCUUGUUUGAGUGGGAGUGUCCCAGCAUUAGAUGCAUUGAUUGAGAAAGAUCAACUCAUUCUCGACCGAGUUAGCUCACUAAAAUGCUUUUCCGAUGACACCCCCUUGCACGUAGCCGGAUUGCGCGGUCAUUUGGACUUCAUGAAAGCCCUUCUAGCUCUGAAACCAAAACUUACCAUUGAGUUAGACUCGCUACGGUGUUCGCCCCUCCACUUAGCUUCCGCCGAGGGCCACGUUGAGAUUGUACGAGAGUUGUUAUGGGUGAACACCAACGUCUGCAUUGCUCGUAGAAUCCCUCUCCACUUGGCAGUCAUGAAAGGGCGAGUUGAGGUCAUAUUAGAACUACUUCGAGCUGAACCGGAGUUGAUUCACGAGAAACUAGGCAGAGGGGAGACUGUUCUGCACUUAUGUGUCAAAUAUAACAGGCUAGAGGCCUUCAAGACACUGGUGCAAUAUUUGCACAGCAACCACAUGGAAUUUCUCCUCAACGCUGGAGACGAUAAUGGCAACACCAUCUUGCAUCUUGCUGCAGCCCUCAAACAAAAGGAUGUGAGUUUCUGUGUAUACGAGGAGCUAGUUACUCUCACUACUAUGACUACGAAGAAGGACCAGACUCUUAAGUUCGUCCAUUUGUGA